Brienomyrus brachyistius is the source of this 3072-nucleotide messenger RNA. It is a transcript of the gene wnt3, whose product is annotated as wingless-type MMTV integration site family, member 3. The record is from RefSeq and is a predicted model, not a curated record. Gene Ontology annotation, cellular component: extracellular region. Lineage: Eukaryota; Metazoa; Chordata; Actinopteri; Osteoglossiformes; Mormyridae. Gene Ontology annotation, biological process: cell fate commitment; multicellular organism development; neuron differentiation. Bases 340 to 1431 code for a protein of 363 amino acids. The transcript has 4 exons. Gene Ontology annotation, molecular function: frizzled binding; cytokine activity.
AAAAAGAUCUACCUUAGGGAAGAGGCGCAGAGAGAGGGAGGGUGCGGGAGGACGGGUAGGAGUGUGCGCCCGUGUGUGUGAGAGAGAGUGUGACUUGUGUGUAAGAGACACUCGUUCUCCUGGCUGCAAGGAGACACACACACUUCUACUUUCCUGUCCCGCCUCACUCAAGGAGGAAGAGAGGAGAACGAUUUUUGAAAAGACAAGAAAUUUUAUUUGUCUCUCCCCCUCCCUGUUCAAAUCAACUUUUGCCCAUUUUUUUGGUUUGAUUUUUGUUUUUUUUUUAGGGGAUUUGCUUUGCUCCACACUGGAAUUUUAUGUUGCUUGACUAAUAUUGAGAUGUAUCGUUACAAGACAUGCAUCAUGGAUUUGUACCUGUUUGUGUUUAUUACGUGCGUAUGGUUGCCCACUUCAAGGGUGUUUGGAGGCUAUCCCAUCUGGUGGUCCCUGGCUCUGGGGCAGCAGUACUCCUCCCUGGGCUCCCAGCCCAUCCUGUGUGGCACCAUCCCUGGUCUGGUGCCCAAGCAGCUACGCUUCUGCCGCAACUACAUCGAGAUCAUGCCCAGCGUGGCUGAGGGCGUCAAGCUGGGCAUUCAGGAGUGCCAGCACCAGUUCCGGGGCCGCCGCUGGAACUGCACUACCAUCGAGGACAACCUGGCCAUAUUCGGCCCAGUGCUGGACAAGGCCACGCGGGAGUCAGCCUUCGUGCACGCCAUCGCCUCAGCAGGCGUGGCCUUCGCCGUCACGCGCUCCUGCUCCGAGGGUACCUCAACCAUGUGCGGCUGUGACUCCCACCAUAAGGGCCCCCCCGGGGAGGGCUGGAAGUGGGGCGGCUGCAGUGAGGAUGCUGAAUUUGGGGUCCUGGUGUCCCGCGAGUUCGCCGAUGCCAGGGAGAACCGCCCGGAUGCCCGCUCUGCCAUGAACCGGCACAACAACGAGGCAGGACGCACGACCAUCCUGGAUCACAUGCACCUGCGUUGCAAGUGCCACGGCUUGUCGGGUAGUUGUGAGGUGAAGACGUGCUGGUGGGCGCAGCCGGACUUCCGCAUGCUGGGCGACUACCUGAAAGACAAGUACGACAGCGCCUCCGAGAUGGUGGUGGAGAAGCAUCGCGAGUCCCGGGGCUGGGUGGAGACCCUGCGCGCCAAGUACGCCUUCUUCAAACCGCCCACGGAGCGCGACCUGGUCUACUACGAGGGCUCGCCCAACUUCUGUGAGCCCAACACUGAGACGGGCUCGUUCGGCACGCGCGACCGCGCCUGCAACGUGUCGUCGCACGGCAUCGAGGGUUGCGACCUGCUCUGCUGCGGCCGCGGCCACAACACGCGCACCGAGAAGCGCAAGGAGAAGUGCCACUGCAUCUUCCAUUGGUGCUGCUACGUCAGCUGCCAGGAGUGCAUGCGCGUCUAUGACGUGCACACAUGCAAGUGAAGCCUGUAGCUGCACGGGGGCGAGAUGGGGGGCACAGACUCACGAUGACAUCACACGCAUACACCUCCACAGGACAGCUUCCCAGGCACAAACUCCCAUAAUCAAAAGCACUUCCGUACUGGAAAGUCUGGCAAAGUCCGACCGUGAAGCAGCAGCAUGCUUCCCGAUCCCAACGUAGUGCUUUACUUCUCCCUGUCCCUCACAACGCUGGGAUCUCCCCCCCAUCUUUAUUUAUUUCUCUACCCCUCCAUGACUCAAUCGCUUUCUUCAGCACUGGGCUCCAUACAGCUGGCAGGAACUGUUGGUAGCUCACUGGAGAGCACUGAGGCCACCCGGUAGCCCUGGAUUGCGUUACUGACCUGCUCCUCAUUUCCACACACUGUGCUGUCACAGUUUAAAGGACCUGGUUUUAUAGCCAUGUUUCUUAGAUCUUACCAUUUUGCAGGAAUUGAUGUCACACAAUGCAAAAUGCAAAACUUUUUCUUUUUUGAUGUUGUUCAGAAGUCUAACGGCCCACAGAAAACACACACCAUACUUCACGGGUACCCUCCUGUUAUCCAGGUUUAUACCCCAUACAACUGUGAUGAUUAAUCUUCAAAGCUGUGGCAGUCAGAAUACAAAUAUAUUCCGUACGUCCUAAUAAAAAAGUCGGCAUGUCUUAUCAUUCAGACCGUUUCCAUUUUUAAGACAGAAGUGGAACUUGUGCCCUAAAAACAAGAGGACAUUUCAGACCACGACUGAGAUCACCUGAAAUGUGAGAUUUUAAUAAUAAAAUAGCAUGUGUGCAUGAAGCCUGAUGGAAUUUGCACUUAAGAUUAUAAGAAAAAUAGUAGCAGUAAGGAAAAGGCUGAGGUCCUGUAGCCGACAUACCUUCACCAUACUACAGUGAAUUCUUCCUCCCUCCCACUCCACACACAAAAUAAGGAGACUCACAAGUCCUGGGAGAGCGAUAAGCAUAUAUGGACGCAUAGAUGAGCAAUAACAAAACUAGACAGCUUAACCCCAAGUCCUGCCUGUGACGAGCGGCCUGCAAACUGAGGAAAUCUGGCUGUGUGUGUGUGUGUGUGUGUGUGUGUGUGUGUAUGAUGGUUGACGGCAGGCGGGACAGCGCAGUGCAGUGGGGGCGACCAGCUUCACGACAUCGGCAGCAGUCGCCAUGGUUUCCACACGACAUGUUCAGACAGCUGAAGUGCUUCCUAGCAAUUAUAUUUAACAGCAAACAUACAAGUUACAAUUUAGAGUAGGAUUUUAUCCCCGUGACGUAGUCUAGUAUCCACACUGUCCUCUAAAAUACCCUCUUUCUCACUUCCUCUGUUGUUUUACUUGUUUUUUCGCUAUAUCCAAAGUUUUGUACAAAGUUUUAAUAAGUCCCUUUUUAUUUUAUAAUCUGAAAAUGCUAUGUUUUUAUAAAUAUUAUUUAUUAUACAAUGUAUAUAUCUGUAUGACUGAACUAAGAUUAUAUAUUUGAAGAAAAAUCCUUGUCUCAUUCUUUUACUUCCAAGCCUUAUACAUCUUUUCAAGUUUGACAGGAACGUGAAAAAACGUGUAUGCAGGGAGUCAAUUAAAUCGACACCUCAGUUCAUUAUUCCACUGUAAAAUGUACUCAACUGUCUGCCAUAGUCUUAGACCUUACAUAAUAAA